AUGACGGGAGCGAACUACAUGGGAGGGAAAAGAAACGCGGCGAAGGCACGGACACGGGAUGCUACAGGACGAGCCCAGAGGGGCCAUUUUGGAAGACAGCGCCUUUCUGCAUUACUUUGCAAAAGGCAACUUGAACUUGAAGAGGAAGGCCCAUCGCGCAAAUUGCAUACUCUUCGAUCUGCGCUAACAGAUAUAAAUUUGGCUCAUGCUCAGCGAGAUAUUGCCGCUCAUGAACUGCCACCAAUAUUGGCUACACCUCAGAAGAGACUGCGUCUGAGUCGACAACCGCCAUCAAUUUCAGAGCAGAAAACUUCAAAGGUUCUUACUGUACUGGACACUACAGAACCGAUUUCACUUCAAGCUGAGAUCGAUCGUCUUCUUUUGAUUCCAGAUUAUAUGGGGAUUGUACCCUGCAGACUUUAUUCUUCUCCAUUUUCCAAAUCGUCGAGUAGCUCUAGACAUCCUGUGCAGAGCGAUCAAUCAGAUAGUCCUAUUUCCCUUGCCUCGUGGACUGGACAGGCUCAUAGCCCUUCGGAUGGUUCCUUUGCGAGGCCGCACGUCACUAUUCGAGCAGAGCACUAUCAGAAUUUUCCAGAUUUUCCUUCCUCGCAAUCUGACACUUCUUCAGACUUCCCUUCUGCACAAUCCGUGCCAGAUUCUGAUGCAAUGAUUCAGGACUAUAGCGUGGAACAUGUAAACGAUAAUUCUGGCCAUCAAUCUCAGUAUGGAUAUGUCGUGAAUGGACAACCUUGGUACCGGAGUCCUAGCUACGAAACCUUGGCAAUUGGUCCCAACUUGCAGGCCGGUGAAUGUGCUACAACAUUGCCUUCUUCGAUACAAAGCUACCAUAGCACGUCGGAAGAGUCUCCUUCCUUAUCGCUCUUUUAUUCUCAAGAUUCUGACAUGUCAAUCCUCAACAUGGAUACUUCGCCUCCUGCCUCCGAGCACUUCCUGCACUCCGGUAUGCGCUCGCGCUCUCCUAUCCGGUAUCUCGAAUUGGGCUCGUCCAGUAAUUCUGAUAAGCGUCAACAUCAAUCACCUCCAGCAACCAAUAGAAUGAAACAAUCGAUAAACAUAAGCAAACAGGCCUGGGAUGAAAACCCUGGAUAUGAUUCUCCAUAUGGAAUCCCUUGCAAUGAUCUGGAUGUCUUGCCGAUUGACUUUGCUAACGACGAUGACCCAUGGGCAACAAUAGGCAAAAUUCUGAAACUCCCAUCUUGCUCGAAGAAAAAAGGCGGCACGCCCCAAGAUGAACUGGUGUAUCUCGCUGACGUCGGUUCAGACGAUACUUUUAUACAUGACCAGCGGAGUGCUCUGGUUGUUGAAAAAGCACAUCGAGACCGUUCCCCGGACGUACAGUCACAACAUUCAUCGAAUAAAAAUGAUCCUGUCAAAUGCUCUCCAUUUAGUUUACCUUCCCGUGUAAUUCGAACAGAAGCACAUCAAAACCAAAGUCUGUUGGAUCAUUUGGACGGUAUAGAAGUGGCUAGGUCCACUAGCCCAGGUGGCAUACCAUCACUCCAACAAAAUCAUUGUUCCCCGGGCUUGAAAAAGGACGAGUGGUUCGGUUUGGAAGAUCGAGUUCCCGAGAAGGUUGCUCCCCUGGAUGCUGCAGCGGAUCGCGAACAUCCAGCGAUGGCGACCCAUCACGUCUCUACCUGUCACGGCGAUGAUCCGAUUUGGUACCCUAUCAAUCACAGAACUCAGAUCGCCUCAAGAGACAUGGAUUUAUCACCAGAAGAAACCGUGUGUGACACUCAGAUUACAUGCGCUACGCCGGAACCCACCAAGGAGUUCAAGGAGGUAGCGAUAAGUGCAUCGAUAAAAGACAGCGCCCAAGAGAAGAUCAUUCAAGGACCCUGCUUAUUCUUUGAUCUUGAAGAAGAAGAGAAGUUGGUAUCUCAGCUAAAUGGAGAAGAGGACUUGAAGAUUCGUCGAGAAAUAUACACACACGUCAGAGAGACCAUAAUACCUAACACGCGUCUCGCUGACUGUUGUCCACCUCCGGCUGUUUCGUUUUAUGCGAUCAGAAAUAUCUUAUAUCCAAAUAUUUUAUUUGAGCAAAUCACGGAUUUGCUGGACCUUCUCGCCAAUGUCGACCUCUUUAGGCAAAGGGCGUUAAAACAGUCUGCAGAUGCAUUGGUAUGGAACGAGUUCUACAAACAGCAACCCAAUAGUGGCGUCAGAGUCCUGAAGCCUUCUCAGGAAGAGCGACUGUUACGUUAUAAGGAGCAGAGCAUUAAGGAUAGGAGGAGAUAUAUGCUCCUGGUUUUCAAUCUCUGUCAACUGGAUAUCUACCAUCUUUGGCCAUCGUCUGACCCAUCGCUUCUGCCAAAACGUUUAAAACAAUACUUCCCUUCGUCGUUAUCUGGGGGUGACGAGAGCUCGUCUCUUAUGUUACACUUCGAUCUCUCCGACACAGAGAAGAAAGACAUGCUUGUGGUCAGAAAUGAGAGUAUAGAGUGGAUGAAAGAUAUUUCAGAAUGGGAAAACGCUCGCGCAAUGAAGCUUAAGGAGGAAGGUGCUUCGAUGGAGGACUUUUGUGUUAACUAUCGGCACGACUUUGGGCUGGAUCAUGAUCCUCCUAUCGACAAGGAAAUCCUUGUCAAGAAUAUUGAGAAGUACUUGAAGAAGGUGGAGCAAAUGAUCCAGCACUUAGAAGACUAUUUUUCCGGGCUUCCAGCCAAAUAG
Messenger RNA from Serpula lacrymans var. lacrymans S7.9, 2691 nucleotides. RefSeq lists its product as uncharacterized. The transcript has 9 exons. The coding region runs from base 1 to 2691 and encodes 896 amino acids. Lineage: Eukaryota; Fungi; Basidiomycota; Agaricomycetes; Boletales; Serpulaceae. The record is from RefSeq and is a predicted model, not a curated record.